UCGCCGUUAUUAGCAGUAAAACGAAAAAAAAUCGAAGAAAACAUGUAAAGUGAUAAAACGCAACCAAAAAUCAGUAAUUUCAUUAUCCAUUCAUCACAAACCAACACCCAUACACAUCACAGACGCACACACUAACCACUGAGCCCCUAAAAAAUGGAUCACAAUGAAAUAUCUAUGUGCAUGGACGUCAAAUUGGAUACACAUGACAAGCGCGCCAUUGCGCUGCGGUACAAGACAUGGACCAGAUGUCUGGUCAAGAUCGAGGCCAUCAAGUGUGUGCCGUGCUUUCUGCGCCUUAGCUUUCAGAGCCUGGCUACCGAUGAGGAGCCCCAACAACAACAGCAACAACAAAAACUGUUGAGCGUUUCGGUCAAUGUGCCCGGGGUGAACAUCAGCCUGGCCACCUCCCGCACCAAGCAGCACUCGUACGGGCUCUUCUGGACGCAGAAUCGUCGCGAUUGUUUCAUAUACUUUGCGCUGGAAACGGAGGUUGCCUGUCGUCGGCAUAUGAAGUGGAUCAAAAAGUCGAUCAAAAAUCUUGAAUUGUUUAGGCAGAUCUUUCUGGAGCAGCGCAGAUUCAGCCGUGACACAAGCGCCCAAAAGGCACUGCGCCCCUUGCCAAACGUGCCCGAAUCCUUUUGCUUUGACCUGGACGCAAGUAACUUUUCGUUUUCCGCACGCGUCUCGCAGAUCUAUGAGGAAAUCUUUGACGGGAGCCGCAUCUCACGCGCAUCAAUUGCAUCAGGCAUUUACGAGGAAAUGAACCUGGCGUCCGUUUGUCCGUCUGCAGCCGUCGCGGAGAAGCCACCUGUGGUGCCGCCUCUGCCAGCGCAUCGGAAACGCAUCAACACGUUUGAAUGCCAGCCGGGUGAGAUACCGCGCUCUAGCACCAAUCCCGAGUCUGAGCUGGCCAAGAAGAAAAAAUACAAAAACAUGUUGGACAAUUUCUUUGGCCAAAAGCGUCGAUCGGGCAGCGCCAGCGUCGGUGAGCUCCAGCCAUCCGGGCAAGCAGCGGAAGAGCAGGAAGAGCAGCAGCAGCAACAGUUGGCGUUGUACGAAAAUGCACCGACACCAGAACCAGCGCCAGCUGUGAAACGAACAUCCAACCUUAAGAACGCACAUCGUAACAGCUUUUCGAGCCCAGAUUUGUCGCAGCUCAACUUUCUGGACACCUUUGGCGAGGCAUUGUCCAGCGAUGAACUGAAUAUCAGCCUCGAGGACUCGGCCAUUGAGCACGAUUCACGCCAUGUGCUGCUCGCCCAAAUCGCAGGCCAACUGAGCAAGGCCGACUCGCUGGCGAGCCUGAAUGUGUCCGAGCAGCUGCCCCACAACUUUAACUUCUCCGCCUGCAAUACGUCCACCAUUAAUCUGAUUGGCGCCAACGGCGCCGUCUCACAGAUCCAGCAGCGAAAUAAGAAUGUGUUGGUCGAAGAACUCAAUGGCUACUGCGUCAUGGCGCCCAUCGCUCAGAAGAAAGCCGGCGGCGGCGGCAGCAACGCGGCGAUUGAAAAGAAGCCCAGCGGCAGCACAGCAUCCACCACAUCCGGCUACUCAACGGGUUCCUACUGCUCAUCCACGAGCAGCUGCAACACCGACGAACAAGCGGCCAAAACGACAAACGUUGCCGAGCCGCCAAUUGCAGCUGAGGCGGCACAAAACGAUACAAGCGACAUUUAUGAGUCCAUGCACAUCACUUCACUCAAUAGCAACAGCGUCUUAGCCGAGCAUCUUUAUGAGAAUCUGCUGGCAGUAAAGGCGUCACAGGAGCUUGAGCAGCACCCGCUCGGGCUGGGCUAUGGCCUGAGCACCAGCACACCCACCGAAUCGCCGCUGUUGCCAGCGCUGCCGCCGAAGCAACAGACGCCCACCGCCGAGAAGUCUGGACAGGAGGAUGAGGACUACUAUCAGACACCUCGCAAGUCCAUAAUAAGCGUCGAUGAUAAAAUACCGUCCUAUUAUCCGAACAGCUGUGACACGGUCAAGUCCAAGCGCCGUAGUCCCAGCAGCGCCGAGGCAGCGCCGGGAGUUCGUCAUUUGGUCAGCGCCAAACUGCGUCGCGAACGCAAGGAGAAUCUGUACAUAUCGUCACCCCAGCAGAUUAUCGAGCAGCGGCAUAAAUCAAGCCAGCCUGCAAGCACUUCAUCGGCGUUAGCCAAGACUAAAAAAGACUUUAACAAAAAGACUGCCGCCCACAAAAUCUCCGAGGGUGUCUAUGUCGUCACCCAUCCGACAAAGCGCGCCAGCAAUGGCAUUAGCAACUACAACAACAACAACAACAAUAACAAUAACGAUUUACAGGCCGUGAACGUUGGCGAGGAGGAACUGCUGCAGCUGGUCAUGCUGCAAAAUAUUGAUUUCAAGUUUGACGACGGCCAAGCGCCCGAGGCCAGCACCAGCAUUAAAUCCAAAUCGAAAUCGAGUCAAUUGGAGGACGAGUACGAGCAUUGCUAUCAGGCAGCAGAGCGUGCAACGCGCAUGCUACAAAAAUAUGCCACGCUGGCCAAGUUUGGCAACUCGCCCACCAAGCAGCAGCAGCUGCAGCUAAAGGCAGCCAUGACCCAAUCCCAAUCGGCGUCCAAUACGCCCAACGAAUUGCAGCAGCAGCAGCUGCAGCAGUUGGCGCCGCCGUCCAACAGCCUGAAGAAGUUUGCCUCGUUGCCGCGCUUCAAGAAGAUUGACUUCUCGCCGCUCAAGAUGCGUCUGAAUAAUGUGCUCCAACGGAAUGCGACACCAGCUGCUCCCGCAUCGCCUCAGUAGCAAUAAGCAUGUUUGUUGUU
This is a messenger RNA of Drosophila novamexicana, 2777 nucleotides long. Its product is annotated as ras guanine nucleotide exchange factor Y. Bases 154 to 2757 code for a protein of 867 amino acids. The record is from RefSeq and is a predicted model, not a curated record. NCBI's taxonomy places the organism in Eukaryota, Metazoa, Arthropoda, Insecta, Diptera, Drosophilidae. The transcript is spliced from 2 exons.